Messenger RNA from Stylophora pistillata, 1331 nucleotides. Its product is annotated as ubiquitin domain-containing protein UBFD1. Lineage: Eukaryota; Metazoa; Cnidaria; Anthozoa; Scleractinia; Pocilloporidae. The record is from RefSeq and is a predicted model, not a curated record. Gene Ontology annotation, molecular function: RNA binding; cadherin binding.
AAACAGUAAAGAAACAUGGCGGAAGAAGGCUCGGGGGUGGAAGCAGAGGAUAAAUUGGAGACAGAACCGGAUCCUUGUCGGUCCAAAUGUUGUCCAGAAACUUUUGUCGAAAAAGAAACUGAAAAUACGAAUGAAAGGUCCAAGGAAGAUUUUAGCGUUGAGGAGAAAGAAAAAGACACGACAGAAGAAGAGCAAGUUAAUUCCAGUAGAGAAACUGCGAGUUUUCGUGUUGUUUGGAACAAGAAAAACUACGAGGUGACUUUUCCUGUGGAUGAAACAGUCGAUAGUCUCAAACAACACAUCGAGAAGCUCACAGGUUUACCAGUUUCAAUGCAAAAACUAAUGUAUAAAGGACUAGUUAAGGAUGGAAGCAAAACGUUACGAGAAUUAAAUGUUUCUAAUGGAGUGAAGAUGAUGGUUGUUGGCUCAACCAUUAAUGAUGUAAUGAAAGUAACACCCCCUCCUCCAGGGACCUUAAAAGAUGAAAAAUCAGGCACCUCGGGUUCUUCAAAGGAGCCACUUAGUAAACAAAAGAUGCAUAAAAAAGUUUUAGACAAAGGAAAACCAGAUGAUGUCAUGCCUGGAUUUAAAACUAAAAAAGAAAAGUUACCAAAUGUUCCAAUUGCUGGGAUGUAUAACAAAUAUGGAGGAAAAGUUAGAUUAACUUUCAAGCUUGAAUUGGAUCAAGUUUGGAUUGGAACAAAAGAACGAACAGAAAAGAUACCGAUGGGAUCAAUAAAAAAUGUAGUGUCGGAACCAAUCGAGGGCCACGACGAAUAUCAUAUGAUGGCCAUUCAGCUUGGACCAACGGAGGCAUCUCGAUACUGGAUCUACUGGGUUCCUGCACAAUACGUGGACGCAAUUAAAGACACUAUUCUCGGCAAAUGGCAGCCAUUUUAGAUUGUUAUAAACACAGUUUCGCUACUGUGGUGUCAACUGAAACACUGCCUCAUUCACUGGUUUGGCUAAACACGAUGUCGUUGGUUUAAGUUGGAAAUAUGUUUUUCGCAGCUUACGAUGCUAUAAACAUUUCUGCGUCUGCUUAGCUGAUUAUCGAAACAAAUUUGUCAACUUUUGCUGCUCUAACGACGGGAACCUAUGGACUUCGAUUCGAUCUUCUUUUUGCAGUCUCGAAGAUGGUAUUUUUUACUUCUAGUUCUUCUUUAAAGUAAAUCCUUGAUUUUUACCCUCUGUUUCGGAUAUUGCAAAGUGUUACCGUGAAGUGUUACAUUGAUAACGAAGCGUACUGACCUGAGGAAAAUUUUUGCACCGCUGAGGAAAUUACCCUGAUUAUUUUCAGUUUCUAUUUCAGCCUUAAGAAUCUGUCCUUC